CAAAGUGGUGGCACCAUGUUAGAUCACUGUCCACAAGUUUUUCUGUCAGUUUCUGGUGGAUGUAGAAAAGAGGACAACUUGAAUUUAAAAACCACUUGAGCCCUCCAUCGUUCCCUGACUAAUCCUAAACGAAUAACGCAUCAUGUUAGCUCAUGUUGGUCUCAUCAUAUGUUUAAUUGGUAUUUGCACAUCCUUCCCAGCGCAGCCAGAUAAGCCUGUGGAUGAAGAAGAUGUGAACAUUCCUGAAAAUGGAUCAGAUGAAGGCUUGUACAAUCCAGAUAAUCAUCCAGAUGUUUUUGAGGGAGAUAUUCUAAGAACGAAACCGGAUCUUAUUAAGAAUGCCAUCAACAGCGAAGAGUAUCUUUGGCCAAAUGCUGCUGUAAUCUAUAAAAUAGAAGAUAGUGUUGGGUGUCCUUAUUCACAACAGUGCAAGAUUUUAAUGCAAGCAAUGAAACACUAUGAACGACAAACUUGCGUCAGAUUCAAAGAAUGGACAGGGGAGACUAAUUAUAUCUCAGUCUUCUUCAAUCCAGACAGUGGCUCUUGCUGGUCGGCUGUUGGGAUGAUUGGUGGCGAACAGAAAGUAUCUCUUGGCCAAAGAUGUUGGUACAAGGGUAUUGUAAUACAUGAACUAGGUCACGCUGUAGGAUUUUGGCAUGAAAUGAAUCGCCCGGACAGAGAUGACUGGAUCUACAUUUUCUGGGAAAAUAUUUUACCUAGUUUGAGACCUGCGUUCAACAAACACGAUCUUACUCAGUCAAAUUUACUCGGAGAAAAUUUCGAUUACAAAUCCAUAAUGAUGUAUGAUGAGUACGCAUUUUCAAAGGAUGGUAUCUCUCCCACGUUGCAAGCAAAAACCAACGAAGAGAUUGGACCCAUCUGGAGGAAAGGAAAGCUCAGCGAUGUUGAUAUUAGAAGAACUCAUAAGCUCUACCAAUGUGAAGGAGCAAAUCAAAAAGCAGCUUUCCCUGUUGACAUUAUGUGCUCAUUUGAGCAACAUUCUUGUGGGUUCAAGGAUAUGAAUCAAGAUUGGACAUGGAAAAGUACAAAUCAAGGUGGUUUUAUUCUUGCAAAUUUUGAAAAAACUGGAAAUAAUGUUGCACAACUCCAGUCGAUUAAUUUCCAUGGAUUGAGCACACUUGAUAAAUCCCGAGGACCUCUAGGGUGUCUCUCGUUCUCUUACCUAAUGAUGGCGGACUCCAAUACAUAUUUAAGGUUGUCACAAGCUUAUCUAGAUUCUCCACAGCAGAUUACGAUUUCUCCUGAAAUGGCAUUUGAUCUAUGGCUGGAGGACAAACCCAAUCAACAAUGGACACAAGUGUCGAUUCCUCUUUACGUAACCAAGCCUUUCAAGCUGCUGUUUGAGGCCAAAUUCGAAGCAGGAACCACUCAAGGUACGGUCGGGCUAGAUAACAUCAGUAUCAAAUAUACCUCGUGCUCAAGUGAGAGCCUUGCUCCUUCCCCCGCUCUUGGUGGAGCCGCAACAUCCAACACUACAUCAACAGAAGAAUCAGCAACUUCACUGACAACAGAAGGAGGUAAGCCUGAGAUAACAACAAUAUCCAACAAAACAGAGUGAGAAUUUCAGAACUGAUUUCCCAACCUCUCAUCCGGUUUUAGUGCUUACUGGUGCUCACUGAAACUGGUGUGAUGCCAGUGAGAAUGAGCAUGCUCCGCAAGAAAACUAUUUCAUCGACCCACAAAAUUACGACUAAAACUCAAAAUAAUCAGAUCAAGACAGAGGAGGCCAAAGUAGUCACUUUUCUCAAUGACCUCAGACGUAAAGGUUUUGACUGAUGUGUCAGCAUGUCAAGAGUGGACUGUUGGAAGUUUUUUUUUGUUCGUGGGCAUAUCCCAAUCAUAGUGUUUACAAUUUUCCGUGCCAAGGAAAAACGCUGUAUGAACCAUCAAGCAUUGCCAAAGUUCCUUUGAUGAAAUACGAAUUUAUCUAGACAAUUUUAAAUAUUUUUCUUCCAAUUGUUCUGACAGCCUUGUUUGCAAUUACUUACAUUUAAAAUGUCUGAAAACUUUAAGGAAAAAUGUGCAAUACUUUCCUUAAAAAUAAUUUUUUUAUCAGGAGAAAUUUGGUAAAAUUUGAAUGUUCAUACAGCAUUUUACUUUAGCAGUAUUAGUCUCUUCAUGUGAAAAACAUAAAUUCCUUGUGAUUUCUAGUCAUAGAAUCAGUAUGUGAUGCAGUAAUGCAAAAUGUGCCUUAAAGUGGAAACUGAAAUUGUUCAGUUCAGCAAAACAAGUUGUUUUGUGUCAAAAUUUAUUGAUUGUCAUUUUCCAUUGCUAACUCUCAAGAAGUUCAGGUCAAAGUUCCAAACCAUAAUUUUCGUUAUUAAGUAAUGAUAUUUUUAGUGUUCGAAGUGAAUCUUUCCGAAUAAUGGCAACAACGUUGGCAAACUUCAGUGGUGAUUUUCUCGCACUCCCCAUUUUUGCCCUCAAACUUUGAAUUGCUGCCAAAGGGUCAAUUGUUUUAUUAUUUAUACUUAUAUCAUUCGCUCUGCCCUACCCUCAGGCACAUUUUGCCCUGCUGUUUCAAAUUCACCCCCAAAAGAUUUUUAAAAAAAUAACUGACUUGCAUAAUGUAUUGCUAUUUUAUUUGAAAACUUUACAAAAGUUGCAAAAGAAAAUGUUCAAACUCAAUCGUUUGUACCAUUGAUUUUGAUACAAGCAAGUGGAUGCUGCGCUUGACUCAUCCCUAAUUGUUACAACUUUAUUCUUCUCAAAUUAGUCUCAGAAAGAUUGAGAAUUUUGAUUUAUAUAGUUUCCCACAGACCCUCAUUUAGAGUUUUACCACCAUUUUGAAAUAUUGGUGUUGUGCAUUUUUAAGAAAUUUUCUCAAAUAUGUCUGAAACUGACAUCAUUUUGCUGUGUAAGUAUUAUAUAAGUGUCCAAAAUUUGAGUGUUAGAUUAUCAGAGGUGACUUCAAAACUUUAGCCUAAGAAAAAGUUGCUAAUCGAAGACUGAAGGAUUUUAGAUUAUUUUGUGAAGUUGUUUUAAAGGAAUUGUUUCCUGUUAUGUAGUAUUUUCUCAAAUGAUAAGUACAUAUCAUUUAUUCACAGCAAAAUGGUGUGAUUUUUUAGGUUUCUGUGGAAAGUUUCCUGAAAUUUAUAAAUGUUGUCAAUUGACAAUUGAUUUGCCUUAUUAAGCUCUGUAGAUCUACUUUUAAGAAAAAUUUAGCUUUUAACUUUUAAGUUGAUUAGAAUCUCAUGUUUACAUGCUUUCACUUAACUGCUUGUCAUAAUCAAUUAUAUCCUUCAAAAAUAGAAAGAUCUGGAUGAAUUGUUUCAUUUUCGGUGACUGGCGGAAUUUAUUGUUUUUAAUUUUGACCGACUUACUCCAAACUAUUUUAGAAUUCACAAUUUUCAGCAAUCCUUUAAUUUUUGAGUCAUCAUAAAUUUAUCACUCACCUCAAUUUUGAAAGCAAAAAAGAAUAUAUUUGUGAAUAGUAGUAUCUUUAAUUCCUCUACACUCGAGUAUUAAUAUCCUCAGCUAAUUUCAGAUGAGUGGAGACUUAAAUGCCAUGUUAUUAUGACUUUGAUGUCUUUUUAAAUGUAUAAAGAAUGUACUGAUGUAAGGUGAUUACUGUAAAUUUGUAAAUAAAAUAUCAUGGACACUGUGUGUUUGCAAUCUAAA
Molecule: messenger RNA, 3642 nt
Organism: Bemisia tabaci
Lineage: Eukaryota; Metazoa; Arthropoda; Insecta; Hemiptera; Aleyrodidae
Product: meprin A subunit beta
Biological process (GO): proteolysis
Cellular component (GO): membrane
Molecular function (GO): metalloendopeptidase activity; zinc ion binding
Source: RefSeq, a predicted model, not a curated record